AUGAAAAACUCAGAUAUCCAAUGGUUCUAGAUUGUGGCCACACUUUCUGCUAAGAUUGCCUGCUUUAAAUCAAGCAGCAAUCUAUUGAUCAACUGGUAAUUAAUAGAAAUUUCAUAACUUUAGAAACCAAUUUAAUGCCCAACUUGCCGAGGGGAGUUCCCAGUUGAGAAUUUCAGAUUGAUAAAAAAUUUCCAUCUGUUUGAAUCAUACAUGAAGCAGCACAAGAACUAACCCAAUAAAGCUUGUGAUUCCAAAACUCAAAGAAAAGUAGAGGAAGAUGACUCAAAAUCAAGACAACUCUUCAAAGAUCGAUCAAACUCAAAAGAUUUCUCCUUAAGAAUUGAUACUGAAACUCUUAAUAUUUCUAGGUCAGAUUUAACUAGACAUUCUAUGAUAAGUUAGAGCUCUAACUAUCAUAGUGCUUGGAAAGGUGAGUCUACUCAGCAUAGGAUAAAAUAAAAUGACUUGAACUUGAUAGGAAGCCAUGAAGUAAUUCAUGGAGACAGAUCAAAUCAGAUGCUAAGAUAACCAAUUCAGAGGGAAAAUGUACCACCUUAUAAUACUUAUGCUGUUUCAAACUCUCAUAGGAAGUCUUAAUCGACUAUACCCAAAGAUAUCUAAGUAAGAAUUUCACUUUUUAUAAUUUAGAAUAUGAGAGUAAUGAACUUAUUUCAAGAUAUAACUAAUCUCAAUAUCAAUGGGAGGAUGGCAGAGUUGAAUCUAUUUGAUGAGGAGGAGAAAAAAGAACAAAGCAUCGAUUACAGUUCUGCAAGAUAAGAAGAUAACAUAUUCUGCUCUUAAAUGACUGGAGUUGUUGACAAUAUCUUUGAUGAUAUAUAAUCAGUUGCUAAAACUCAAAAGAAGAGAUAGGUUAACAAAUCUAAGAUUAAAGGGGAAAACAAGGAUUUGUAUAUCUGCGGGCACUCAUAAUAAUCCUUGAAUAAGAUUUGCUAUACUUGUGAUUAGUUAUUUAUCUGUUCAGUAUGUGCAUUAGAGUUGCAUCAUGGCCACUACAUAGAGAAUUUUCCUUAUGAGCUUCAGUGCUUUACUAAAAUGAUCUAAAAAGAUAACCUUGGUGGAUUUGAUAAAGUUUCUUAAGAAGUUGAAAAUAGAGUUAAUGAUCCUUAAUACUAUGCAAAAAUGAAUGAGCAGCUGAAUACACUAAAUCUAAACUUCCCCAAUUACUUUGAGUUCUUAAACCAAGGGUUUCAGGAAGCUCUGACGGCAGAAUUCAAGAGAGCUCAAUAGAUAUUCAAGAACGAUCUCCCUCAACUAGAUAACUUCUUCAAUAGCACUUACAAAAGGCUUUAGGAUUAAAAUAUAUAGUAGUUCAAUAAUGCUACUCGAAAGCAUUAUGACCUAGCAAGCUAAUUGAGCCAAGAUUCUAGAUGUUCUCACGAUAAGAUUCCAGUCUCUGAAGAUGCUCAUAACUUUUUCUGGUACUAAAAUAAUAUCAUGCAUCCCUACAAAAAUUUGAUUGAAAUCGAAGCAGAAAUAUCUCAUAGAGACCUUUAAAAGCAUUACUUACCUCACCCAUAUACUCUUGCAGUCUAAAAAAGUCUUAGCAAUCUAAGUAAUGAGAUGCAACAAUACUCUUAGAUUUUUAUUGAAAGAUAGCAAAGUUGGAAAAAAUGUAUUGAAAGAGAUCUUCCAGACUCAAAGACUGAGUAUCUAUAUGAUGUGACUUUCAACUCAUUAUUCCCUCACAGAUGCAUCUUACAUCCAAAGUAUACCAAGUCAAACUAUGAGUCUAUCGUCACAUCCUCCCUUGUCAGGAUAAAUUUCAUCACAAACACUAUUAAAUUUGUUCAGAUUGUGGAUCCUCACAGGAAAUUCAGCAACUAUCAUUCCUAAACAUUUGAAAGAAGAAGCUUGAUAUAUGUUGGCGAGAUGUUCUUGAUAAUCGAUACCCAUAAAAAUCAGAUGGGAUAACUUAUGAAUAUUGUUUAUCAAAUCGAUUACAAGGGUGAGUUACUUCAUAAGUUUUAACUAAAGGAUGUCGAUAAAGAAAACUUUUCAACCUGCGCUGAUUAUGAAUAUAUCUAUCUAAUUGGUGGCUAUCAAUAUAACUAUUCAGACAAUGAUAAUGUUACAGAAGCUGUAAGUGCAGAUAUAACUACAGCAAGAGUAAUAAAUAUCAAUGAUAUAAGAUAGCUGAAAACUCAGGAUAAAUCAUCAUACAUUAGACUCCAAGUUCCAAGAAUUAAUCCCUUGGUUGUAGUUAGGAAAAGCUUAUUGAUAGUAUGUGGUGGACAGGACUUUGAGGAAGAUGUGUUUAUACCAAGUGUAGAGAUCAUUGAAAAGGAUACAGGAGCCACCAAGAUGCUUUAAUUUCCAAAUUAGUCUUUCUAAAUCAGAACAGACUCACAUAGUUUGUUUAAGUUAGAUUUCAUAAUAGAGAGCCUUGAUUCCUACAAGAUUGUAAUCUUUCAUUCGGUUUAAAAGGAUCAGCAACUGAGUUCAAGAGAAUACAAGCUUGAAGAUGGCAUUUAGUGUCCUUAAUUUAAGUGGGAAGCUUGCACCAUGGAUUAGAAAGGCCAAAUCUCUCACUGGCAAUAAAGUAUGACUUCACAGUUAAGAUAAUCUUAAUCUGACUUAGGAAUGGGAUCUUUUAGCUACAAGCAUAGCAUUAUUAAUCAAUUAAAUGACUCUCCUAUUCCAUUCCCACUAAUUGUAUUCAAUGACAAAGAUGUCAAUCCAAGCGAUGAAUUCUCAAUCAAGGUCAUUCAGUAUAACAAUGACUAUCAAUUAAAACUGCUCUAUCCCAUCUCAUAUAAUAUAAUGACUCUUGACAACGUCACACUUGACUAUUCUCCAGAAUUACCUGAUGAGAAAUUGAUUAGGAAAUUCAAAGGAUUUGAUUAUUUCGUGAAUGUGCUUUCUAAUGGAAGUGGCAGCAAUGGAUAAGGAUAGAGUUCCUAAUUUUAUCUCUGA
Messenger RNA from Stylonychia lemnae, 2934 nucleotides. The record is from the annotation of a GenBank genome assembly. Lineage: Eukaryota; Ciliophora; Spirotrichea; Sporadotrichida; Oxytrichidae.